Actinia tenebrosa (Australian red waratah sea anemone) is the source of this 1608-nucleotide messenger RNA. RefSeq lists its product as uncharacterized. Lineage: Eukaryota; Metazoa; Cnidaria; Anthozoa; Actiniaria; Actiniidae. Gene Ontology annotation, molecular function: serine-type endopeptidase inhibitor activity. The record is from RefSeq and is a predicted model, not a curated record.
UUAUUUAAACGCAGCGAAUCUGUAAUUGAUAAUCACUCUUCGACAGGAAACUUAAAAUGGCGACCAAUUUGUUUUUCAAGAGCGUUGCUCUAUCAAUAUUUGUGGUGCUCCUGCCAUCAAGCAUUCAAAAGCCUCUUAAUACAACCACAAAACCCACAAGCUCCAGCAUCGGACUAGGCGUAUGUCAGCUACCCUUAAAACCAGGAUAUUGUAUGGGAUACUUUCCACGGUGGUUCUACAACCACAAGACUAAAAAAUGUCAGCAGUUCAUCUAUGGAGGCUGUAAUGGCAACAGUAAUAACUUCUUGUCCAAAGCUGCUUGUCAUUUGACUUGUCAUGCUGGUAAGCAACAAGGAUUAAAAGUACAUGUUCCCCCCAUAUCAACGUUCAAAUCUACAGUAAAAAUCUUCUCCAAGGAGAGAAGGACAAAAAUAGAUCUUAAACCAAAGAAUUCUGUGCCUCUUUUGCUACCUCCACCACAAAACCAGACGAUAAAGGCAGCUCAGCCAUGCGAAAUUGAAAAGACAAAAGCAAUGGAUUCAAAUCAGAGUGGAAUCUUUGUACCAAAGUGCGAUUUUCAGGGCAACUACGAGACAGUGCAGUGUUGGAAGCCACUUGGUCUCAARGAAUCCUGCUGGUGUGUGGACAAAAAUGGAAGAAAAACUGGUGAAGUUCAAUGGGGGAAAAGUUGCCACAAGACAUCACUUAAAGUUACUUUUGGAUAAAUAAAUAAGGCAGAGUGCAGCUCAACUUGGAAUAUAUUUCCUAAGGCCAUUUACCAUCAUUCAGCACAUUUUUGUACCCACAUAUCUUCAUGGUAUUCAUCAAMCAUAUUUUAGUCCUUUUUAGUGAGUAGAAUAGAAUAUUUGGCUCAAACAUUUAAAAAAUUAUAUGAAAAUACUUAAUAUUAUUAAGUGAGAUGUAUACCUUUUUAUGGUAUGAUAUAUUAGGACAUUUUUGCAUGCUUUCCGUUUAUCUAUUAGGGACCAUUUGUUAUCUAAUGGAGAAAGUAUACUUCUUUAAGUCUCCCCUCCCUGAUUUUCAAGGCCAAACAAUUUAGAAGCCUCUUCCUUAUUGAGAAGAAUUAUUCUCUAAAGCAUAAACUUCCAAGAAUGUUAGAUCCCACAAGCACGUUUUCACCCAUUUUUAUUUCACACUUCCAUGAAUAACAAAUGGUUCUAUAGACUAUGUGACAUAUAUCUUUUUCGUAAGAUAUAUCUAUUGAUAUUUACAAAUAAUCUAAUCAGAUUUUAUCUAGUAUUUAGUCAUCCAUAUAUUAUCAGAUGAUUGUUAGCCGUAUAUUUAGCUUUAUUCAAGCAAGUUAUUGAAAAUCCUUUUUUAACACAAAAUUUUCAAAACCUUUUUGAAMGAUUUUUAGAUAAGUAUAAUAAUGUAUUUUAAAAGCAAUAUUUCCUAUCAAUAUUUUUUCAACAAAUAAGAAAACAUCUCUUAUUCCAAAUGUAUAACUAGUACAUAAAACAACUUAGGGUUAUAAAAAUUAAUAUAUUUUUUCUUAAUUUAAUUUCAGUAAAGUUUUUUUCUUAUGUUAACUUUAACUUUUUUACAUUGAUCCUUUUGUAUCUUAAUAAAUGUCUUUGUUCCUUUUAA